This is a messenger RNA of Tetranychus urticae (two-spotted spider mite), 1719 nucleotides long. Lineage: Eukaryota; Metazoa; Arthropoda; Arachnida; Trombidiformes; Tetranychidae. The record is from RefSeq and is a predicted model, not a curated record.
UCAAGAAACAAGAAAAAAGUCGUCGGAUUUCCUCUGGAUAGUGUUUAAGUUUUUAUCAUUUUGUUUUUAAUUUCAAACUUGUGUGUCAAACAUGGAUUCAUUAGAUACUGAUGACCAACUAACGAUAGUGAAUCGGUCAACAGAAUACAAGAUUAGUAAGAAACUAAUUUGUAAAGUGCCUUACUUUGAAAAGUUGUUAAGCCAUGAAUGCUUGGAAUCAAAGGAAGACAAAGUUGUAUUGGAUUUUGAUGAACAAGCUUUUAAAUUGAUUAUGGACUGGGUUAGAAGUCAUUAUGCUUUCAUCUUGAUCGAGAUGAAUCACGCAAUUAGUUUGUACGAGUUGGCUGAUUAUUUGGGUCUGGAUUGGAUUUCAAAAAUGUGUAUCACCUGUUUCAGUGACAACUUUUCAACUAAAAAUCUUCCCACUGUUGUACCUAAAGUGACUGCAACAUCUAAAUGUAUAACCUCUGGUGCUCUUAACGCUUACAUCUGUCGCUAUUUCUCAAAGAUAGUAAACACAACUGUGUGGCUGGAAUAUCCUAUUGAAACGAUUGAAUACAUUUGUGCUUUGGAUCUGUUGGUUUAUUCAGAGUAUCAAGUUUUCAUUGCAGUCCUGAAAUGGGUGAAUUACAAGGCUGAUACAAGAAAAGCCCAUCUCAAAGGAUUGUUAAAGUUAGUUCGAUGGUGCCAUUUGAACGAGCAAGACUUAUCUAAAAUAAAAGAAAAUGAAUUGUUUAAAUCUUCAGGCUUUGAACCAAUAUUUUGUGCUCCUCGAAAGUUUAAUUUCAAUUGUAACUUCAAUCGAGCCAAGCAAAGUUAUUUCGUCAUGAUUGAGAAAUUGAAUAGUACAGUACCCAAGCAAGACCCAGUACCAAAGUAUCAAUCUCCGGUUACCUAUGAAGAUUUGCGAAUCAAUGUACUUGACAAUAACAUGACACAACUGUUUAGUCAAGUCAUCAAAUAUGAUGGGUCAAUUCCUCUAAAGCUUUUCCACGACGAACAUGUUUCUGAAAUUUUUUUCGAAUCCAAAAGCCAUUCCCUACGAAUAGGCUGGAAUCAAAAUAAAUUUACGUGGGUUUCACGUGGUCAUUAUCCGCAAUUGUUAAAAAGAAUCACUGGAAACUUUGAAGACGAAACUCAUCUUAUUGGAAAUUUAGUGCCGGGAGAAAAUUUUGAAGAUGGUUCCAUACUUUUAGAGGGCUCUGAAAAUUUUAUUAUGAUUUCCAUCAAAAAGAGACGUUUACACUAUUUCGUAAGGCCAACCUACGAAAAUUAUGCAAAAUUUUUGAGCUUGCACGAAUGCAAAGCAACUAUUUUGAACGAUAAGCUUUACUUGCUGUCGAAUGCACUUGAUUUAUACGAGUUUGAAAUUGACUUCAAUAAUAAUGCGCUUAGACGAACUUGGAGCCAUUGCUUAUGGAAUGAUGAAUUCAGAUUCGAAAAUUUGCUUUUAACAUCGAAUCCAGCUGGUGAUAAAAUUAUUUGCAUUGAUAAAUUAACAAAAAAAUUCAUUUGUUUCGACGUCAACACUAAAGUGAGUUCGAAGGGUCGUAUGAUAACAUAUUCUUAUGCUGAUGGCUAUAAGGAAUCCAACAGUCUGUUCACUUUUACUUCUACUUUUCUUCCGUUAAACACCAUCAGAACUUGCUUAAACUCCAAAUCCAACUCAGAGAAUUAGUUAUUUGACUAAAAUUAUUCAUAAAUUGAGUGCUUCAUGAA